CUCUUUUCAAUUGAUCUAAAUUUUGCAUGUAUAGGGCAAGGAAGUAAAUCUGUUCCAGCCGGCUAGUGAGUUUUUGCCAAUGAUCAAUGAGGUUUUUAGAAUCCUUGUUGAGGUUACUAAAAAUAUAAAGGGCGCAAAAGUAGAGAACCAUAAAUUUUGUGUCUCUGUACAUUAUCGUAACGUAGAUGAAAAUAGCUGGCCUAUAGUUGCACAGUUUGUUUAUGAUAUUUUGAAAGACUACUCUCGACUGCGAAUAACUCACGGGCGAAAGGUUUUAGAGAUUCGUCCUGUGAUCGACUGGGAUAAAGGAAAAGCAGUUGAAUUUUUGCUUGAAUCCCUAGGAUUUAGUUGCAAUCUAGAUGUGCUCCCAAUCUACGUUGGAGAUGACACAACUGAUGAAGAUGCAUUUAAG
Messenger RNA from Olea europaea var. sylvestris, 412 nucleotides. RefSeq names its product probable trehalose-phosphate phosphatase F. Gene Ontology annotation, biological process: trehalose biosynthetic process. The annotation marks the transcript as partial. Lineage: Eukaryota; Viridiplantae; Streptophyta; Magnoliopsida; Lamiales; Oleaceae. The record is from RefSeq and is a predicted model, not a curated record. Gene Ontology annotation, molecular function: trehalose-phosphatase activity. The transcript is spliced from 5 exons.